UUCUUUUUCUCUUUGCUCUUUGGGUUUGUAAAAUACAUGUUCUUUCUUUGCCAUCACCAUUCACUUCUUGUGUUUGUGCUUUGAAAUUUCUUCCUUUUCAAUUAAUGGGGUUCUGUGGAUGUUCUCCUUUCAUAUAACUUGUACUGGGUAGAUCUUGUGCUUUUACUGACUUUUGAGCAUUAAUCUUAAAGUCAAUCAUUGUUGAGAUUCUUUGACUUGAUGAAAUGUCUCAAAUAUUUUUCCAGUGAUACAAGGUGUGCCAAUUUUUCCUUUUCCCCCUCUUCAAGCCCUUUUGCUUAUCAUUAUUAGCAUCACUGUUAGAAAAUAUGCAGAAAAACAUGUUGGGGCUUCCUCUUUCUGGGUUAUGGACAUCCCGCCGCACUUGGCCUGAAUAUUUAGUGAAUCCUUGUUUCUAGUGUAGAUAUUAAGAUUGAACCAGGAUUCGCAUCUUCAUAUGAUGCAAUUUAGCCUCUGGAUUUUCACUGCGUCUGCAUACCUUGAUUGAUUUCCAAACAGGGGCUAAAGAAGCUCUACUGACCAAACUUGUGUGAAGAAGUUCCUUAAUUUUCAUGGCACUUCACGAAUACAUUGCCGGGGAUUUGAAAAGCAUCGAAGAUGCUGUGACCGAGACAGAAAACUGCAAUGGUUGUUUUGACUGUAACAUCUGCUUAGACUUUGCACAUGAACCAGUGGUGACCCUGUGUGGCCACCUCUACUGCUGGCCGUGUAUCUACAAGUGGCUUCUCGUCCAACAUGAUUCUCUUACAACCGCUGAGCGGCCUCAGUGCCCCGUUUGCAAGGCUGUUAUAUCCAAUAGCACAAUGGUUCCACUCUAUGGGCGUGGCAAUGCCACAGCCGAAGAGAAAACAUCAUGUGAUGUUUUGAUACCUCCAAGACCACCUGCUUCAUGUGCUCAAGUUCUUGUGGCAGCACCAUCUGGAAGGGGUCAGCGUCUUCCAUAUCGUAAUCCUUACCAGGGUCACUAUUUCAGCUCUCGUUCAUACCAACAAGAGGACGCCACUUCUCAAACGCUCAAUCUUGGAUCGCACCACCACCACCCUGUGACUGGUAUGUUUGGGGAGAUGGUUUAUUCCAGAGUGUUUGGCAACCCAGAAAACUUGUAUGCAUACCCCAAUUCUUAUCAGCUCAUGGGAAGUUCUACUCCUAGAUUGAGAAGGCAAGAGAUGCAGGCACACAAAUCUUUGAACAGAAUCUCUAUUUUUCUCUUUUGCUGCUUCCUUAUCUGUCUUCUUGUCUUCUAAGUCAGUUCCCUCUAUAUAUCUACUCUAUACGUUGUAAAAUGCAAGUUUCAAAAACUUGCUAUAUUCAUUGAGUGAAUUAUCACAGGCUAAAGUGCUUGAGUUUAUAUUGCACAAAACUCUGCACCUGAACCUCUCUUAUACCAUCAUUUUUUCAAACAUAUUGCAGUAAUAUCUAUCAUCUUUCGUUACUAGACUCAACUUAAUGAAGUUACCCUUUUGAUCUGUC
Messenger RNA from Vigna unguiculata (cowpea), 1488 nucleotides. Its product is annotated as E3 ubiquitin-protein ligase RMA1H1-like. Gene Ontology annotation, cellular component: endoplasmic reticulum. Gene Ontology annotation, biological process: ubiquitin-dependent protein catabolic process. Gene Ontology annotation, molecular function: metal ion binding; ubiquitin protein ligase activity. The record is from RefSeq and is a predicted model, not a curated record. Lineage: Eukaryota; Viridiplantae; Streptophyta; Magnoliopsida; Fabales; Fabaceae.